GGUAAGAAAGGAAAGAGAAAGGAAAAAGCCGGGAGUGCAGCAGACUGAAGGGAGGAAGGAAGAGGAAUGGGGCUGAACAGAGCAGCCUGAGCGCAACACACACACACACACACACACACACACACACACACACACACACAAACACCCUCUCUCUCUCUCUUCCAGGCAGUGAGGAGCGUCAGACGGAGGGAGAGCGAGGCAGCAGCAGGAGUGUGAGGAGGAAGCAGAGCCGCUGAAACAGCAGGCGUCUGCCGCCUGACAGUCCGGACUCAGGGUUUACAGGUCGUCUCUGGCUUUAUCCCCAGGAGCAUCUCUGUGGAGCGAGACCUGCUGCUCCAGCUGCUCUCACUGAGACCAGACCUGCAGACGACAUGAUCGCUCACAGUUUGGAGAUUUAACCGUCACAGCUGGAGAAGUUCAGUCACCUGGACUUCAGACCUGCUGACGAACUUAUUCCUGGCACCUGAAGGCGCCACACGCCGAAGGAUCACCAACAUUCAUCAUCUUACAGGUCUGAGGUUUAGAGAUCUGGACUCACAGGCAGCAGGAUUACAAACAGGGUCCUGUUCAUCACCUGCUGACAGACCUUCAGUGCGGCUCAGGAACUCUUGAAGGGUUAAAUCCUGGUUUUGGAGUUAAUCAUCGUCUCAAGUCGAAUUGUCUCAGCUGCAUCUGUGGAGUCAGAAGUCUGAGUUAAUCCUGGAUUCAGAGCAGAACAAACAUUUAUUAUUUCACACUCACACAGGGAGAAGUUAAAGUUCGAGGAACUCCUGUUUCAUACGGUUUCAUUUUCCAAAGGAAGACGUUUGGAUUUUAGGAUCUGAGAGACACAGACUCAUGGACUCAAGAUCUCAAACCCGGUUCAGGAACCGGAGCAGUGAAAAGUCCUCGGCUGAAACCAACUCUAUUUUUCUAUUUUCCGACAUCAAGGAAAGUUUUCCUGGAUCUAUUUUCCUUUUAAGAAGCUCAUUAAGAAGCUGCAGAGCAGCUCUCCGUCUGAAGGAUAUUUCCUCCGUCACAUGUUUUGAAGGUGGAUUUCUGCAAAUGAUUUUCAGGGAAGUUUUCCUCUGAGCUCCACAGAAGAGACGGAAACUAGACGCUGCGAGGAGGUGACGUGAGGACAAAACAGUCUGUGUGUGUGUGUGUGUGUGUGUGUGUGUGUGUGUGUGUUAAAGGGCAUGAGAGUGUAUUUUCACAGGACCUACAGACUUUUAGAGAAAUCCAUUGUUUGUGUGUGAGGUUGUGUGUAUUCUCAUGUUUCAUUGCAUGUGAGUGUGUGUGUGUGUGUGUGUGUGUGUGUGUGCACGUGUGUGUGUGUGUCCAGAUGCCACACUGCCCUGCAGACGCCCGGACACCCACAUCACACAGUGGGAUGGUGACUCGGCUGCUCCUCAGUUAUUUCCUGUUGCUCAACAUUUGCUGACUCGCUGUGAGAAAAUAAAUCAACCAGUCUCGGCAUGAAACAACGAAACCGCAGAUAUUUCUCAUGGAAACGCUGCGGAGCCAAGAUGGAGGUCAGACCAGUCGACUCUCGGCCUCAGGAACAUGCCGCUCUGAUUGGAUGAUUAUGAACUGCACUCUUCUUCUUCUGUCUUAAGAUAGUCUGAGUUUUUGACGAGGAGCCGUCGGGUUUUCAAGGACAGGAACAAAGAAAAAGGUCUGAAUGACACAGAUCUCGGAUUACAGCAGUGAUUCUGAAUUUCUGCAAAGGAUCAUGGGAGAUUUGAAGGCACAACUGCCCAUUGAAAGCCUGGUUUCUAUCUGGUGUUGCAAGAUACGCUGACGAUGGAACUUAUUAUCUGUUAAAACAAAUUCAGUUGUGUGUGAGCGGAACAUUUUCUAACUGUCGAACUAAAACCGUCACAUUUAGUAUUUUGUCCAGGAUCUGGUGUUUUGGAGUCUGGGGUUUCUAGUUGAACCACUUUUUAUCGGAGUGUUCAGCAGCUAUUCAGAAGAACCUCAGACACUUUUUGGCAGAGGAGGAUUUCGCGACCUCACAGCCGCCAUGCUUCCUGGAGGACUGGUGUCGGGCGGAGGGGGUCGCGGCGGCCGGCUGUGCCUGCUCCGGUGGCUCGGCCUCCGGCUGUGGUCGCGUCGCGGGACCCUGGUGUUCGCUCUGCUCUGGUUCGGCUCCUGGUUGUUCCUGAACGGCCUGGUCCUGGUCCACAGGAGCAUCAUGUCCGACUACUGCACCGACGACAAGAGCAAGAGGAUCCUGCAGAGACUGUGUCUGGAGUUCGGCGAGGGCUCGGUGACGGGGGACAUGUGCGAGGAUCUGUGUGUGCUCGGCCACGUCGAGUACAAGCGCUGCCUCUACUACGAGAACGGGAAGAAGGUGAUCGAGGCGCGCUGGAGAGGAAACCCCAUCAUCCUCAAGUCCAAACUGGAGAACUUCUCCUCCUACGAGCCACUGGGAAUACUGGAAUACCAGGACACGGCAGAGGAGCUCUCUCCUCUCGAUGUGGUUUUCUACGCCACUCUGGAAGUACGAAACUCCCUGGGGCUGGCUGAGGAGGACGAGGAUGAGGAAGGAGGAGGAGGAGGAAGUAACGGCUCUCUGGCCAGACUUUGGGGGAAGAAGCUGAAACACAGAGACAAGAGUUACUCCAGAGCAGAGCUGGCCUCCCUCUGGUCCCUGUUGCAGCAGGAGGAGUACACCUUCCUCAGAGUCCUGCAGGACCUCAGCACCCACGUGGCCAAGGUGUUGGGCUCCUGCGGUCACUUCUACGCGGUGGAGUACCUGUCUGCGGGACACGCCUGGGACCAGAACAUCUUCUCCCUGGAGGAGGUGGCUGCUCCCGGGCCGCAGGGUCAGGACCGGGCCGGAGCCCGCGGGAGGUGGACCAGCAGGGAGAUGGUGCACCGCAUCGCGCUGAGCUUCCUGGACAUGGUGUGGCACUUUGACAACGACUUCACACACAAACUGCACCUGUGUGACAUCAAACCGGAGAACUUCGCCAUCAGGAAGGACCUGACGGUGGUGGCCAUCGACGUGGACAUGGCGUUCUUCGAGCCGAAGAUGAGGGACAUCCUGGACCAGAACUGCAGCAGCGAUGACGACUGUAACUUCUUCGACUGUUCGUCCAGGUGUAACCUGAACAGACGCAGGUGCAGCCCCCGCCGCAGGAACAGCAACCUGCAGGUGAUCUGUGAGAAGAUUUUCCGGCCGUGGUUUUCUCCAACUCUGCUCGGGGCCAAAGCAGGACUCCCUCUGCAGGUGGAGCUGCAGCGAGCGGUGCAGGAGUGUUCAGAAACAGAGGGAGGUGUGGAGGAAAGAGAAGAGGACGGAGGAGGAAGAGGAGGAGGCGGCAGAGACAUCCAUCAGCGUCUGCUCAACAUCCUGACCCGCCUCCUCCAUGAGGGAGGGGCUUCAGGUGAAGGAGGAGGGGCGUGGGAGGAGAAAGGCCACGUCCACACAGCGCUGAACUUCUGAGGAGGUGAAAGGAAGUCCAUGAGCGACGGAGACGCUCUUUAGUCUUCAUACAGGAAUAAGGACGUAGACGUUAAUGCACCUUCCUGUAGCAACGCUCAUCCUGGGAUCCAGUGAACCCGCUGGAGAAAACACAUACACUUGUUUACAUGUUGGCUGAAGGCAAACAAUUCAUCCACUGACCCAUCGCAGGUCCAGAGCCGCCGGUUGAGCCACAGUCACUUCCACAAAAUCAGAGUAACAGGACGGAGAUUCCUUCAAGGUCUGGACCAUUUCAGAGACAUAAUCAGUCCAAAUACAAACUAUAAAUCCAGACACCACAUGGACAAAGGUCCAAAGAAGACUAGACUUUGUUUCCCGGUGUCCAAUCCAUCACUUUGGGUUUCAUCACAGCGAAUGUGGAAGCAUGCAGCGAAGCCUUAAGUGUGUUCUCGUCAGGAACAUGUUGUGGAUCCUCUCUGAGGUUUUCUUCAUUUACUAAACCAGUUAGUCUCAGUGAGAUUUAAAAACUCUCUCUCGUUUGAAGAGAGCCUGUAGUCAGAAAACAGAUGUACAUAAAGCUGUAGGUCGACCGUAACCGUGAGAAGUAACAUUUAUUAAUGAAGUUAAAUUCUGGUUUCAUAGUUGAAUCGUCCGCUGUCAUUUCUUAGGCUUUAAGUUUGACAGUUCACUGGUGAGUUGUGAGGUUUUCACCCAUGACUUAGUCACUGACAUCGUCCAGCUGAACUAUUUCCAUUCCUUUUUUAAUUCUCUAAAAUGGUAAAAUUCUCAUAAAUGAUAAAUAUGAAGCUGCAGCCAGCAGUCAGUUAGCUUAGCUUAGCCUAGCAUAUAUACUGGAAACAGGGGGAAACAGUUAGCCUGGCUCUGUCAACACCGAGCAGAGAGAGAAGCUCACACGUUGAACACAUAAUAUCUUCUUAAUUUAUUUUUGUGUUUACAUCAGCAGCUGGACGGCUUCAUUUUAACACACAGUAGAUGUGUAGAGACCAAACGGCCUCUGCAGGGCCGGGCUUCUGUAAACAGACUAAGUAUAGGUGAAGUUUGUUUUCAUAUGUACAGUUCAGAAUAAUAAAAUCUGUAAUGACG
Seriola aureovittata is the source of this 4516-nucleotide messenger RNA. It is a transcript of the gene dipk1c, whose product is annotated as divergent protein kinase domain 1C. Lineage: Eukaryota; Metazoa; Chordata; Actinopteri; Carangiformes; Carangidae. The coding region runs from base 2006 to 3433 and encodes 475 amino acids. The record is from RefSeq and is a predicted model, not a curated record. The transcript has 9 exons.